Molecule: messenger RNA, 7232 nt
Organism: Hipposideros armiger (great roundleaf bat)
Lineage: Eukaryota; Metazoa; Chordata; Mammalia; Chiroptera; Hipposideridae
Gene: FAM110C
Product: family with sequence similarity 110 member C
Exons: 1
Coding region: 203-1576 (457 amino acids)
Biological process (GO): positive regulation of cell migration; regulation of cell projection assembly
Cellular component (GO): cell cortex
Molecular function (GO): alpha-tubulin binding
Source: RefSeq, a predicted model, not a curated record
UGAGGCGAGGGCCCCGAGGCCCUUCGCCAGAAGCUGGGCGGGUAGCCGCGGGGCGGGUCCUGGGGCGAUUCUCCAAUCGGUGCGCACUCCGUUGGCCCAGACUCCGGACCUGCGGGACCCCACCCUGGGCGGACUUCGAAAUUGACCCAAGGACAGACCGGUGCCGCGGCCGGAGCCCCAGCUGGUUUGUCCCCAAGCGAAGAUGCGCGCUCUGCCAGCCCUGGAGGCACCCCGAAUUGAGCGGCUCCUGUCCCGGGACCCCGAGGCCCCCCGGGACCGGGUCGCGACGGAGCCGGCACGCAGGAGCGCAGUGGAGAGGUUGGCGGCCGACCGCGCCAAGUAUGUGCAGGGCCGCCCCAGGGUCGGACGGGGCCCGGCUUCCGAGGGCAGCAGCCCCGGGGCGAGCGAAGUGCCGACAGGCGACCCUCGGCCUCCAGCCCGCGCCCCCGGUGCGGUGGCGCGCAGGGCCAUAGCGCGGAAGCCGCUGAGACCUGACUCGCUGGUAAUGUACCGGCAGAAAUGCGAGUUCGUGCGCGGGCCGGGCGCCGACAGCUUCAGGGGAGGCUUGGUGAGGAAGCUCUUCCAGGGGCCGGGCAAGGACAAGACGCCGGCGUCCCCGCAGACGACCUCGGUGGGAGACGGGGUCCGGGCCAGGGGCGAGGAGGCCGUCCGCACCAGGCCCGACCCGGUACUGGCCCCCGCACUCCCGGCGCCCUCCGCACUUCCGGUGCCCUCUACGCCCACCAGAGUGCCGGCUGCGCCCACCACAGUCCCAGCUGCGCCCCCCAGAGUCCCGGCUGCGCCCACCAGACUCCCGGCUGCGCCCACCACAGUCCCGGCUGCGCCCACCAGAGUCGCAGCUGCGCCCACGGGAGUCGCAGCUGCACCCACCAGAGUGCCGGCUGCGCCCACCACAGUCCCAACUGCGCCCACCACAGUCCCGGCUGCGCCCACGGGAGUCGCAGCUGCACCCACCAGAGUGCCGGCUGCGCCCACCACAGUCCCAACUGCGCCCACCACAGUCCCGGCUGCGCCCACGGGAGUCGCAGCUGCACCCACCAGAGUGCCGGCUGCGCCCACCACAGUCCCAACUGCGCCCACCACAGUCCCGGCUGCGCCCACGGGAGUUGCAGCUGCACCCACCACAGUCCCGGCUGCGCCCACCACAGUCCCGGCUGCGCUUCGGAGCCCAGAGCUGCGAGGGGCGAGGCGCCGGGGCCUGCAGCGCUCACAGUCGGAUCUCAGCUCCCGCUACUCCAUGUCUUUGGCCGAACUUGACACCUUCUUCCAGUACUGCGGCCUGGAGCCCGAGGUGGUAGAGGCGCUCGGGAGGGAGAACUUCUCCGUGGGGUCGGACCGCCUCGCCCUCAAGGUCCGCAGCGUGAGCGUCGCCACCUCCGACAGCGGCUUCUCCCGCCACAGCCGCGGCGACGAGGGACUGCAGGAGGAGGAGCUGACGGAGCAGGUGCCCAGCACCACUUCGGUCGUCGAGAGGAACGCCCGCAUCAUCAGGUGGCUGUACACCUGCAAGAAGGCCAAGGAGACCCCCAACCAGGGGCUGCAGGUUCUGGCGUGACCGCCUGCGCCUGGGGAGACCCGGACCCAAGGUGUGAGCCCGGGAGGGGUGUCUGUGCGCCCUUCUGCGGGGGCUUGGUGGUUGUGACCGAUUUGGAUGGAACCAGUUCUCUAACGUUGUUCGUGACCCUAGAGAUUGAGACGCAGGGUCUCGCGUGUGAGUGACCGCUGCUGCAGGGCAGGAUGGCCAGCGGCCCGGUCCCCGCAGGUCCUGCGCUUUUUCUUGGUCAUGCUCUGCUUCUGACUGCCUGGAAAUGUAUUCUGUGCCUUAACACCAUCCCGGUGGGUUGUUUUUAUGAAAAGAGAAACCGGAGUUAUAAAAUGCUGCCAGAAAGCAGUUUUUCACUUCUCCUGUUAUUAUUUCCUGCGUGGAAGACAGCCCGGGAGCUCUCGUCCCUGUGGGAAUUGACCCAUGGGCACCCUGAAGUUUGGUCGAGCUGAUGGUCGCCUGGAGCCCUGGGUAGCAGCCAUCUCCCCUCCCGCGGAAGGGCAGGCCCUGCUCUGGGUCCCCAGGCCGUCACCGUGGUGGUGGGGAAGGGGAACUCUACAGGGCCUUGGCAGCAGAUUGGCAUGCACUUAGCUGGAAAGGUCUCUGUUUGGCUAAAUCGAGUUUUAAUUGCUUUGAGAGCUUUGUAAGGAGAGUGGAGCUGCUUAGUUCUAGUUCUCGAGGAGCUUCAGUGUGUUGGCCUGGCGUCUGGACCAGGUCGCUCGUGUGGUAGCCGUCCACAGGGCUGUGACUCUAGCUUGUUGGCCUCUGAUGAUAACGCAGGAGGAGGUACAUCUCUUGGCCUUGGGCACCAAUAGCACAGGGGUGAUCUCAAGUUCUCACUGAGGAGAACACAGUUGGUUCUCACUGUCACCUGUCACCCUCUCUCCACACACACGUGGGAACAGCAUUUGUAAGGACAGAGAAGGGAGAGCAGACCAUACUUUUUCAGGGUUCUCUUUGAGAGCCCAGAACUUAAACAAUGCAGCAAGUUUUCUUCUCUUACCUGUCAAUGACAAGUUGCUAUAGAUAAAAGAAAUUCAUGUUAUGGAAGUAUCUUGUCUGUGCCUGACAUAAUCUAAUUGAAGACACAGGGUCAGUCUUUAGGCUGGUGGGGGAGGUGCCACAAGACAUGUUUGUCCAAGGUCACCUGUAUUUGAGGACUGAAAAAAGCCUAGCAAGUCCCCUGAGUGGCCAUCGCCUUAGUGUGGAUGUGAAAAUUAAAAAGGAGAGAUGAAUUCAUUGUUUCUUUUGAACUUGGAUCAUGACUUAAGUUCUUCCUUAUAAUUAUUGAAGAUUAUUUUCCACUAAAUCCCCAAAGAAUGUAUAUAGGAGGUAGUCAAAACUUAAAAACAAAUAAGAAAACAUUAACUUGUGCUUUUCACACUGUCUUUCUGAAUGAGAUGAGCUGAAGGUGCCACACACGCCGUGGUGUGGAGGGUGAGAGUUUAGGGGCUCAGCAUGGGCCCAGAGGGACAUGGACGGAGGCCUGUCCUCUGUCAGCUGUCACAUUUGCACUUGCGGCUUAGGCUUCGAUCGUCCAUGAAAUGAAGGCAGAUAGGAUGGAUGGUCUCCACUUUAUGGCCCUUUAUGAUUCUGUAUAGCCACUAAUCUGCGUAUCCACAUUUCAUGGUUGGAACCCAGAGAGGGAAAAUGAAGCAGCACUGUCUACUGGAGUUGGUCAAGUGUCAGUUUUUUAGUAAGUUCCCCCAGGUUGCCCAAGGCACUGCAUUUCAUGCACAGAGGGAGUUGGAAUUGUUGGUAAUAGAUCUAAGUAACAAAACAAUGCACCAACAAACUGAAAUAAAACCUGGCAACAUAAAAAUAUAAGCAGCCCAGACCCCCCACCCCCACCCCAAUGCUCCAGUGUCAAAGCCUUGACCUGAAAGAGAAUUUAGGAUUUAGUCCAUGAAGUAAACUUCCCAAGUCUCUUUUAGGUUUGAGCCUAAGAAAGAUGUAAGGAGUGCGAUCAGCCUGGGAGAACUUCCACUGAUGACAAUGAGUAGGAGCUGCGGAAAGAGGGACAGUGACAGCGGAGUUAGGAAACUGCUGAGGGGAAACCUGUGCGGGAGAUAGACGACCACAUCCCCACCUCGAUCCUGUUUGCGCAGGUGGGGGAUAGUGUCACCUGCUUUCUGAGCUGUGUCAUAUUAUUGCUCAGAGACGGGAGACAGAGGUCACAAAGGACCUGCCCAGUGUUCUGCAUGUCCUCAGCUGUCACCAGCACUGUAAAUACUUGCUUCACAGUUUUAUUCCCUCAGACCCAAAACAUAGCUCCUGUUCCUGAAAACCCCAGCCCAGGAGACCUGAUGCCUGGCCAGUUGGAGUGUGGGGAGAAAUGAGUGUCCUGGGAGUGAGACGACGUCUGCUUCUGACCACAGCCCCCUGAACCCGACAAGUACAGGCCUACAGGCCAUCUCCUCUGAGGAAGAGCCAGUGGGGACAGCCAGGAUCCAAAGCACAGGGCACGGCACCCUUCGCCUUCGUAAGCGAGGGUCAUCUGGCAACUGGACAAAAGGGCAGUUGACCUGGCCUUACGGGGUUACUGGUUUCAGACUAAAGCCUUAACUUCUGGAAGCUGUGGAAGCAAGAAUGCAAUCUGUCAUUUUUCUCUAGUUUAUCAGGACAUUUGUGUUGGAAUCCAUGCAGAUUCAUUUUAGGGUUUUAUGAAAAUUUCAGAAAAUUUGAGAUGAACAAAGGUAUGCUUUCUGAGUGAACAAUACAUGUAUUUUAUUUGGAGGUUUUUGUACCCUUGGUAGAUAGAGAUUUUUAUCAAUUAAAAUGAAAAUGUACCAUCCAUAACUAGAUAACAGUUUCCUCAGCUUAUUACCCCAUGGAGUAAAAAUGUUUGCUUUUCAAAAUUCAGAGUCAGAGAUAGAGAAUGCACCUGACCUGCUGGGGACCCAUGAGUAAUAGUCAGGCGUGGGUAAUUUCUGUGUUCUGUUUCCCAGCAUGUAAUUCGUGAAAAUUGCUCUUCUGUCUGUUGAUGUUUAGUCAUCUUCCGGUCCUUCAUUUCAUUAAAAUGACAGGCCUGCCAAAAGUUAGGUCUCUCUGAUUUUCGGUCUUUUACAAAGUAUUCUUUAACAUUGGUAUAAAAGAAUGCUAACUUGUCCUUGGGAUUACUUAUGGACAAACAUUGUUUAAUUUCAGGGGAAAAAAUCUCAGGUCUUCCACAGCAGUUUUCACAUUUCUCUUUGAUGAAAAGGAACACCUGUGGGGGCCACUGCACGCUGGUGGCCGCAGCUGGGGGGCCGGAGCUGGGGGCCUGAGCUGGAGGGCCGGAGCUGUGUAUCGGAGCCACACGUCCCGGGGAAGAAGCAAACCUAGCGGCCUCCAGUCUCUGCUCCUUUCUCUCCAGACCAGCUAGCUGGUUGCUCAGCAGAAACGCAGCAUUUAAGUAAACCAGUGGCUUGAGUAGCCGUGAACGCCCCCCGCCCCCCUCAGCCGCGUCAGCAUCACGGUCCCAGGGCGACGGGCGCUUGUUUCCGGACCCGGCACUUUUCGGGUCACUCCGGGCCGUUCCGUGAACGCCAGUUCCAGGGGCUGCGGACAAGCCCCCGACUCAGAGACCAGGUGGGGCUGGCGCGCCGCUGGGGACGGGGGCCUGGCGCUGCCCUGCCCGCCGGUGGCGCGUCCCCAGCUCGGGUCCCCGCCCGCCGGGGGUGGGGGGGGGCAGCCCGGGCAUGCGCAGACGCGCUGCGCCCCGUGUCGCAGGCCCCCGAGUGGCCACAGUCCGCCCUGCGAGCACGCGGCAGCUGGACACGAGGCCUGACUGCUGGCUCCGAGUUCCUGGACCCCCGGAGUUAAAGGCGUUGCUCGCAGACUCACAACCUUCCAGAGCAACUUUGUAUCAGUGACAACGACCCAAAGAAACGCUGUCACCGGUUGACUGUUUCAUAGCUUCCUGUGUUUUGCAAAAUACAAUGUAUCUCCUCAAGAACAAAAUUGUUAGAGAACAAUAUGGAGGGGAUAGAAAUGAGUGUCUCAAUGGUAAAAUAUUUUCAACCAAUUCAUUUUGUUAUAUUAGCAUUUGCUUAAGAUUGUAUUAUAUUUUCAUAGCUGUUUUACUGUGAGAUUAGGUCUUCAAGUUACUUAAAUAUUUAUUUUUACACAGUCAUUGGUCUUCAAACAAGUUGUCUUCACUUCAUGCAGUUUUAGCUUUAAAUGUAUAAUUUUAAAUUAUUUUCUCACUUUCUCCAUUUUCUCCUGGCCAUCUUUUUCAGCCUGUGCCUGUAAGCAGUGUUCAACAGCUCUGUGGGCACAAAAUGGUUAGUUUGAGAGCAAUUCCCAGAUGCGCGUUUUUGGAGGCUCUGUUGGCUUGCAGAGGUGCCUCUCUCAAAGUAGGCUCCAUUUAAAGACAGCGGAUUCCCUGCUCUAAGAAUUUUUCCUCCAACUGUUCCUCUAAAAAUGCCGCUAUUUUGCUGUCACUGGGUUGCACUUAGUUAAAAAAAAUAAUGUCCAAAAUGAGAGGAAUUGUUUAAAGGAUCUCUUCAUAUACUCAGUUUACUUAUUUGCAGGUGUUCCAUUAACUUUAUAUAUGAAAGCUUUAAGUAAAAUUGUUUUGUGCCUUUCUACUGUCAAAAUCGGAUGAACUGAAACCUAGUUCAAAUUUAUUUUAGGGGUGCAGACUCACCAUCCAUAUAAUAGAUGAAAAACAUUUUUUAAAAAAUUGUUUUCUGUUUAAACCACCAAGAUCUCCCAGAAGCACUUGCACUUGAGGGGGGUACAGGUGCAGGGGAGAACCACAUGAGGGGAUUCUGGAAGUAGGUGUCAGAGACGAUUCUGGAAGUAGGUGUCAGAGACGGUGUGACCUCAGGAGCAGGGUGUCCUGUCCCUGCACUCCCACAGGAGGGAGCUGGGUUAACGCCCCUCACUUCCUUUCAGAAUGUGUGGCUGGAGGUGAGAAUCCUUUCCUAACCGGGAAGUACCCCAAUUUGCUGAGUCACUUGGAGAAAAUAAAAUUUUGCAGCUUAGUCUGAAUGAAAAAGCUUGUAAUUCCUUUUCCCAAAAAUGAGCAAUAGUUUCUGCAUCAAAAUAGUUUCAUUUGUUCAUGAAAGAAUAGCAUAUAAAGGAACACAAUUAAACAUGAUAGGAAGGAAAAACUAUUGGUAAAGCAGGAAAAUAGCUUGACAGCAGUCUAUUUCAACAAUACACACUGAUUAGCAGUGACUCAGGCUGGAAGGCAUUCAGGUAACUGAAAAGCGUCCUUAUUCUAUACGCAUGUAUAUAGUUUUUGAACUACUGGUUACUGACACUGGAAUAAAAAGAAGGGUUUAGUAAACACUGCCCUUUCUCAGUUGAUUAACCUUUCGGUGCUGUGGUUAUAGCUGGGUUGGUGAUGCCAUAAAACUUCAGGCCUCGUCAAUUGUUAUUGCAGUUUCCAAACGAGUUUUUCCAGCUACUUGCAACUGGAGUGCAAUAUUGUAUAUUCCAUUUGAAAGAAAUAAGUAUCUUUAUCAUUUAUUAAUAUUAAUUUAUGAAUUUGUACAGUGUGAACAUAAUUGAAGCAAGACUGUGCCUGCUAUAACUUCUCGUAUCUUGUUUCCGUCCUUUCUUCCUGAUACCAUCUUAUCAGAUUAUCAGUAGAUGUGAGCAAAGAAUCCCUGUACCUGUCAUAGGUGAGUCACAUGGCGUCUGUAGUCUCCAGAUCUCCCUGGAGGUGGAAUGCAGU